Molecule: messenger RNA, 1960 nt
Organism: Brachypodium distachyon (stiff brome)
Lineage: Eukaryota; Viridiplantae; Streptophyta; Magnoliopsida; Poales; Poaceae
Product: ankyrin repeat-containing protein At2g01680
Exons: 3
Coding region: 77-1657 (526 amino acids)
Cellular component (GO): plasma membrane
Molecular function (GO): protein phosphatase 1 binding; protein phosphatase regulator activity
Source: RefSeq, a predicted model, not a curated record
GCACUGUAACUGACAGCGACGCCGGCUCCCCUCCCGUCCCCAAUAAUCCCCACGCGGCCGCGGCACCCGGUCGCCGAUGGAUCUCCCGCCGCUCUCCCACCAGGCGCUCUUCGCCGCCGUCCGAUCCGCGGACGCCGCGGCCGUCCGCGGCCUCCUGCCCGACGCCGGGAGCAACCCCGCGGCCGCGGCCGCGCUCGCCGCCGCGCAGACGGACUCCGGGGAGACCGCGCUCUACGUCGCGGCGGAGGCCGGCGCCGCCGAGAUCGUCCGCCUCCUCCUCCCGCUCUACGACCUCGAGGCCGCCUCGCUCCGCUCCCGCAUCGACCUCGACGCUUUCCACGUCGCCGCCAAGCAAGGCCACACUGAGGUCGUGAAGGAGUUUUUGGGGCGGUGGCCUGAGCUUUGCCAAGUGUGUGACUCUUCCAAGACUAGUCCACUCUACUCUGCAGCAGUAAAAGACCACUUGGAUGUGGUGAACGCUAUACUGGAUACUGACGAUAACUGCAUAAGGAUUGUGCGGAAAAAUGGGAAGACAGCACUACAUACUGCUGCGAGAAUUGGGUACCAUCGAAUCGUCAAAGCACUCAUUGAGAGGGAUCCGGGUAUCGUUCCGAUCAGAGAUAGAAAGGGACAAACCGCCCUUCACAUGGCUGUUAAAGGUAAAAACACUGAUGUGGUGGAAGAAUUGCUGAUGGCUGAUGUUUCCAUCCUCAACGUGCGUGACAAGAAGGCAAACACGGCUCUACAUAUAGCUACACGAAAGUGGAGGCCCCAGAUGGUGCAACUUCUGCUUGCCUAUGAGUCACUUGAAGUCAAUGCUAUCAAUAAUCAAAAUGAAACAGCUAUGGAUUUGGCUGAGAAGGUUCCCUACGGCGAGUCUAAAAUGGAAAUAAUGGAGUGGCUGUCAGAGGCUGGUGCAAAGAAUGCUGUAAAUGUAGGGAAAGUCGAUGAAGCAUCAGAGCUAAGGAGAACUGUGAGUGAUAUCAAGCACAAUGUUCAAGCACAGCUCAAUGAGAAUGCCAAGACCAACAAAAGAGUGACAGGGAUUGCCAAAGAACUGCGGAAACUUCACAGAGAAGCUGUCCAGAACACCAUCAACUCAGUUACUUUGGUAGCAACCCUGAUUGCCUCCAUCGCAUUUGUUUCCAUUUUCAAUUUGCCGGGUCAAUACUACCAGAACAGGGAAGAAGGGAGAGAAAUCGGCGAGGCCUACAUAUCUAAGCUUACUGGGUUCCGCGUUUUCUGUCUUCUGAACGCCAUUGCCCUUUUCAUUUCACUUGCGGUGGUCGUAGUGCAGAUCACCCUGGUUGCCUGGGAAACCGGUGCACAGAAGCAGAUCAUCAAGAUUGUAAAUAAACUAAUGUGGUCAGCGUGCCUCAGUACAUGCGCGGCAUUUGUCUCGUUGGCCUAUGUUGUAGUUGGCCCACAGCAUGCCUGGAUGGCUUUCACCAUAUCAGCAGUCGGAGGGCCGAUCAUGAUCGGGACCCUCCUGUUCCUUGCCUAUCUGUUGCUGCGCCCGCGGUUCAAGUUUGGCGAAGAUAGGCAGCGGCGUAUCAAGAGGGCAAGCGGUAGCAAGUCCUUCUCCUGGUCCGUCCAUGAAGGGUUAUCAGACCUGGAAGCCGUCGAAGAACACGAGAAGAAAAUCUAUGCCCUGUAGCAAGUCACAGAUCCUGCUGUAGCCGCGUGUAACAUUAAGAACAGGUAACUAGAAGAAACCAAUUGCCAUUGUACAUAUUUGCUCGGCUGUUUUAGGUCUGUGGUGAGGCACCGCAGCAGACCUUUCUCUGUUCCAUCUUUGAUGGUUUGUAUACUUGGAUGAUUGUAAUUGUUGCUCAUUUUGUAAUACUGAAGAAUGAAGAGCUCCUCGUGCCGCAGUCUGUCCAGUAUAGCGACAAUGUUAUCCAUGUACUCCAGAAGUGCUUGAAACUGUUCUGUCAAAAAAGGGGGCUUAAAAACGGUA